GGCUAUGGCAACUGGACAAUUCUCGGCAGCUGUGUUCUACUCCGAUCUAGUACUAGUAUUAUUACUAUUAAGCUAAUCUUUUGAGCUUAAGGGUAGUCGGUUACAUUAGAAUAUUAUAUUAACUAUUCGUGUAUAUGUAUAAACAUUAUUUGAGGCCAUUAGAAAAUAUACUUUAAGUCCGUAAUGGUUAUUUGUCGAUUUUAUUUACAAGGAAACUGUCGUUAUGGUAGCAGGUGCUGGAACGAACACCUUCCUACAAGGAAUCUUACUAUUCCUAAUACUAGUAAUAGUACUAGUGAUACAGCCUUCACACAAAUCAAAGGUCGAAAUGUUACACCACAACCUGUUAUUUAUGAUCGGAAUAAAUACACAUGGACACCAAAAGAUGCUGUCCAGAAAUCAACUAAUGGAGGUUUCAGUUUUACCAAGACUUUAGAACAGUCUCGAACUUUUACACAAAAUCGCUUUGCUGUUUUAAACCAGCCUGUACAACAGCAAGAACCACAACAGAUUGACAGUGAUGUCUCUUUGUUAGAAAUGGUUAAGCAAGACAUUCUGUUGUGGGAGCUUGGAAAACAAUGGCCUUUUAGCUGUUAUGGACAUCUUAAAAAGCAGGGCUGUUUCCCAGGGUUUCUGGACAUUUCUCCUGAAGAACUCAGGUGGACUGCCUACUAUGCUCAAAGAGAAGGUAACACCCAGUCAUACUUGCAUCUAGUCAAACAAGCUUUAGAAGAUGUUCAAACGAAACGAAAAGAGUUGCAGAAAGCUUCUCCAGAUAUUCUAAGAAUCUUGGAAUCUCUUGAUGAAGGAAGUUCUGAAAAUCAACAAUUAAAAUUAUUUCAAGUGACAGGUGAAAUUUCUCAGUUUGGUUUUAACAUAACCCCGUCAUUUCAUGGAACCCCACAAGCUCAUACUGCUGAAGAAAGUAUAUUUGGAAAAUCAUUGCAGUUGUCAUCAUUUGGAAAGUCUGCACAGCCAUCGUCAUCAUUAAAUAGUCAAGCAAACCUUGAGCAAUCAGCUUUUCAAUUAGCAUUACUUGGAUCACCUGAGCAGUCUUCUUCAUUUUCUAAAAGGACUUCUGAGUCAUUAUCAUUAUUUGGAAAACCCACUAUGGUUCUAUCUUCAUCUGAUAAACCAUCAGAUCAAUUAAUAGUCUCUAGUAAACCAGCAGAAAACACAUCUUUGAUUGGUUCAGAGGUGUCAAAUAAGGCAUCUGGAUUCUCCUUUACAGAACAACUGUCUGCUGCAAGACAAGUUGGUAUGACUACAAGUUCAUUUCAAAAAGCAACAGGUCAAAACAAUGAAAUGACAAGCAUAUUAUAUACACCCCUUGCAGUUCUCAAGAAUACAGAAAAAGAACAGUUUAGCACCCCUACAUUUACACUAGGGAAAAUACCCUUACGACCACCCCCAAGGGAACUUUGUUGCUAAAGAUUGCAUUUGUUUUUAGUUAACCAAACGUACAUUUUUUAGAUGUGUUGAUAAUGCUUCAGUAAUUGAAAUAUUUUAGAUAUUUGUGAAGCUCAGAAAUGAAUGUUACUUGUAAAUUGAUGAUUUGAACUAAAUAUCAAUGAUUUGUUGUUUUUAAACAAUACAUAAAGAACUGUAAUUUAGAACUGAAGCUUUGUUUGCAUUAAAUAUAAGUAAAAUUUUUGUUGUAUUGACGUACCGAGGUUAAUCCUGUCACAAUGGGUGUAUGUAUUAGAAUGUAUGGAAUAUAUAUAUUGCAUAGUCAGUAUUUCAAAUAUAUUUAUACUCUGA
This is a messenger RNA of Limulus polyphemus (Atlantic horseshoe crab), 1761 nucleotides long. Its product is annotated as nucleoporin-like protein 2. The transcript has 6 exons. Lineage: Eukaryota; Metazoa; Arthropoda; Merostomata; Xiphosura; Limulidae. The record is from RefSeq and is a predicted model, not a curated record. Bases 184 to 1431 code for a protein of 415 amino acids. Gene Ontology annotation, molecular function: metal ion binding.